CGGGACGGCUUCCUGAACAGGAGAGGAAGAUCCAUUAAAGAGCCAGAUGCGGCUCGAGAGCCGCGAAUUUACGUCAUAGACUGGGAACCUUUCUUCAAUGGCACAUUGUUACGAGGCGUGUCCAGAUUUUGUAACACCAUUUUCGCUUUCAAACUAGUCUUCAUCUGUUUAUGCACAUGGAGGAGAAGGAUUCAACAUUUGACCUAACAUCUGGCACUGAAGAUGAUAAAAUGAUCCCUGUAUUGACUUCUAAAAAAGCUAGCGAAUUACCCGUCAGCGAAGUCGCCUGGAUCCUUAAGGCUGAUCUGCAAAGUGGCUUAGACAGUGCAGAGGUUUGUCACAGACGAACUAACCAUGGCUGGAAUGAAUUUGAUAUCAACGAAGAGGAACCAUUAUGGAAAAAAUAUAUUUCACAGUUUAAGAAUCCCCUACUCAUGCUCUUACUUGCAUCCGCUGUUAUCAGCAUAUUAAUGCAUCAGUUUGAUGAUGCUGUCAGUAUCACUGUGGCUAUACUUAUUGUUGUCACAGUUGCCUUUGUCCAGGAGUAUCGCUCGGAAAAAUCUCUGGAAGAACUGAGCAAACUUGUACCACCAGAAUGUCAUUGUAUACGCGAGGGCAGAACGGAGCAUACACUUGCAAGAGAACUAGUUCCGGGAGACACUGUUUGUUUGACUGUUGGAGACAGAGUUCCGGCUGAUUUACGUUUGUUUGAAGCAAUGGAUCUUUCUGUUGAUGAAUCCAGUCUGACAGGAGAGACUGCUCCUUGCUCCAAAUUGACCGCUCCCCAGCCGUCUGCAACGAAUGGAGACUUAACAUCAAGAAGUAACAUUGCAUUCAUGGGAACACUUGUUCGAUGUGGCAAAGCAAAGGGAAUAGUCAUUGGAACCGGAGAAAAUUCUGAAUUUGGGGAGGUUUUUAAAAUGAUGCAGGCUGAAGAGGCACCAAAAACGCCAUUGCAAAAAAGCAUGGACAUUCUUGGAAAGCAGCUGUCCUUGUAUUCAUUUGGUAUAAUAGGUAUAAUCAUGCUUGUAGGAUGGUUGCAAGGAAAGCAUAUACUCGAUAUGUUUACAAUAGGUGUAAGUUUGGCCGUGGCAGCUAUCCCGGAAGGCCUUCCUAUUGUGGUGACUGUAACACUAGCUCUUGGAGUGAUGAGAAUGGUGAAGAAAAGAGCUAUUGUGAAGAAAUUACCCAUUGUAGAAACUCUUGGAUGCUGUAAUGUUAUCUGUUCUGAUAAAACCGGCACUCUGACCAAGAAUGAAAUGACCGUAACACAUAUUUUUACUUCGGAUGGAAUCCAUGUAGAGGUUACUGGAGUUGGGUACAAUCGCUUUGGAGAAGUGAUCCAUGAUGGUGAUAUUAUUCAUGGGUUUUGCAACCCAUCAAUAACUAAGGUUGUUGAGGCUGGCUGUGUGUGUAAUGAUGCUGAAAUAAGGAACAACAUUUUAAUGGGAAAACCAACGGAGGGGGCCUUGAUAGCUCUAUCCAUGAAGAUGGGGCUUGAAGGCUUACGGCAUGACUAUAUUCGCAAAUCAGAGUAUCCCUUCAGCUCAGAACAGAAAUGGAUGGCGGUGCGGUGUGUGCAUCGGACUCAGCAGGAUAAACCAGAGAUAUGCUUUAUGAAAGGUGCCUAUGAGCAAGUUGUUAGAUACUGCACCACCUACAACGUCAAGGGCCAGACAUUACCUCUAACGCUACAGCAGAGGGAUUUGUAUCAUCAAGAGACCGCAUAUAUGGGAACAGCAGGACUGAGAGUUAUUGCUUUAGCUUCCGGUCCAGAAUUGGGGCAGCUUACAUUUUUGGGCCUCGUGGGAAUAAUCGAUCCUCCGCGAACAGGUGUCAAGGAAGCCAUCAGUGCUCUGAUCCAGUCAGGAGUAGCCAUUAAAAUGAUCACUGGAGACUCACAAGAAACCGCAAUUGCCAUUGCCAGUCGCCUAGGUUUCUAUUCCAAAGGAUUCCAGUCUCUGUCUGGAGAAGACGUAGAUUCACUGGAUAUUCAGCAACUCUCACAGAUGGUAUCAAAGGUUUCUGUAUUUUACAGAGCUAGUCCCCGACAUAAAUUAAAAAUUGUGAAGAGUCUGCAGAACAUCGGCGCUGUUGUUGCCAUGACAGGUGACGGUGUAAACGAUGCUGUGGCAUUGAAGGCUGCUGACAUUGGAGUUGCAAUGGGGAAAACGGGCACAGAUGUUUGUAAAGAAGCAGCCGAUAUGAUACUCGUGGAGGAUGAUUUUCACACAAUAAUGUCAGCCAUUGAAGAAGGAAAGGGAAUCUAUAACAAUAUUAAAAACUUUGUCCGCUUCCAGCUGAGCACGAGUAUUGCCGCUCUGACGUUAAUAUCGCUUGCAACCUUGAUGAACUUCCCUAACCCUCUCAAUGCCAUGCAGAUUUUAUGGAUUAAUAUCAUCAUGGAUGGUCCUCCAGCCCAGAGUCUUGGAGUGGAGCCAGUUGACAAGGAUGUAAUUAGAAAACCCCCACGAAACCUUAAGGACAGUAUUUUAACCAAGAACCUAAUUAUCAAAAUCCUUAUCUCUUCUUUCAUCAUAGUGUGUGGGACCUUGUUUGUCUUCUGGAGAGAGCUGAGGGAUAAUGUCAUAACUCCCAGGGACACAACAAUGACGUUUACAUGCUUCGUGUUUUUUGAUAUGUUCAAUGCAUUAAGUUCAAGGUCGCAGACUAAAUCUGUCUUUGAGGUAGGCCUAUGCAGCAACAAGAUGUUCUGUUAUGCGGUGCUUGGCUCAAUCAUGGGGCAGCUGCUUGUCAUCUACUUCCCACCACUGCAGAAGGUCUUUCAGACCGAAAGUCUGAGUAUCCAAGAUCUGCUGUUCUUAAUAGGACUGACAUCUUCUGUGUGGAUAGUGUCUGAAGUCAUAAAGAAGGUGGAAAGACACCGGGAGGGUUUCCAAAAGCACAACACUGCAUCAUCUUCUUUAUUUCUUGAUGUAUGACGCAUAUUGCAUUCUUAUUUCUUUUUUUUUCUUUUAACUUCAUACUUGAGAAGUAACUAAGAAGAACCCUAUAAAAGCUGAGCAGCCAGAAAACUGUUGUGGGGAUUGACAAAUGCCCUGCGUCUUCUAAGAAACUCUACUUGGAGUGAAAACACGAGGAGCUUCCAAAAGGGUGCCUUCAGUAUGGGUGAAAGUGGACAAUUCUAUGGAGAAAUUAACUCCUUAAUGAUAAGGCUGGUUAUAGAUCAAGCAUUACUCUUUUUUUUUUGUUAUAAGUAUUUUUUUCUCCACCAAAAUGUAGGUUUGAGUCUUUCGCAUAGCCAAACCGCUUACUUAUGUAGUGAAUUUAUAUAUAUAUAUAUAUAUAUAUAUAUAUUACACCUUUGUGUGUAUAUUUGUACACAUAGGCAUCCAUAAUUAAUAUAUGGUAUCGUUCUCUUUUGCUCGAUUUGUUACAGAAAAUGGGUGGGUAUUUUUUAUUCUUCAAGAGUCAUGGCUUAAAAGCACACACAACUUUCCUUGACCAUAUUUAUUUUGUACAUCAUGUGUUUUACGAUCACCACCAUUUGUGGAUUUUAUUUGCACAGGGUUUGGCCACUGUUCGGACAGUAGUAGUUUUACCCCUUGCACUUGGCUCAUUUUAUUUUGCGAUUUCCUAUAGUUUAAUGUUCUAUGCACCUUGCAAGGUGCUACGUGAUGUUGAAUCCAAAUGACUGUUAUCGCUCUAUUUUGGUGGCUUUCCAAAACAACGUCAAACACAUCAUACAGUUAAUUUUUUUAUAUGACCUAUAUACUACUGUAGUGAUUAUAACGGUUUGGAUUUUGGUUUUGUCAAUGCACUGUAAUUUUUAAUUUUCAAAACCAAUGGAGUGUCUUCCUUCCUUCCUUCCUUCUUUCUUUUCUACCUUUCCUUUCUGCUUUCUCUGCUCAGUGUACUGUUUCCGCAAUAAUGUUCAUUUGCUCUGUAUAAUUCUUAAAUGGUGUGAAGAGUUUCUUAAAUUUAAAGUAUUCUUCAUAGGGAGGGUGCUCACACUUCCCCUUUUGAGUUUAUAUACUAAACUACAAACUACAGAGAAUUGAAAAGGGGAUUGCUGAAUUUUGGACCAAAAUAAACAAGGUGGAGAAAUUUUCCAAUUUAGUUACAUUGGUCUGCAAUUUUCAAUUCUCUGUUUAGUUAUAAAACCAAAAAGUCUUUUCUUUCACGGUGGUAUUAUUAUUCUUGGGAGAAAUAACCACUGAUGAUAAUUUUCAUCUAAUAGUGGUUUUCCAUCAGCACCUAAUUGGCCGAUAGUGUUGACUUUCAUUAAAACCAACUUUACAUAUUCUUUUCAGGUUUUUUUGUUCAUUUAUUUCCAGAUAUUUAAAUGUAAAUGACCAAGUACAUUUUAGUUGUGAAUACUUUUGUGUUGCUUCACAGCUUAUUCAUGUUAAGUUCCAUAUUUGUAUAUUUUGAUGGUAAUGGUACAAAAAAAACUAAAAAAAUUUUGAUAAACUGCUCCUGCUGGAUCUCUGAUAUAUUUUGUUAUAAAAAAGUACCACAUACACAGGUUCAUCCCUUAAAGUGGAAGUGUCACUUCCCAGGAUUUUUAAUGUUAUGUUUAACUAUCACAUAUGUUUAACAAAUUUGUGUUUUGUCAGGGCUAAAAAGUUAAAUUAAAUGUAGAAAUCCACACUACUGUAUUUAGAUCUGUCCUAGAAUUGAGCCCUUCCAUCUUGGCUCUGUGCUAAUUGUUGUUAUCCUCUGCCCUUUUCUGAAACUAGACAUAUUAUGGAGAACCAAAACAAUGUGUCCACUAUGUAAUUUACAGAGAAGGUAUGCAUCUGCCAUAUAGUAGAAAGCUCAAAUGUUUUUUUGUGGAGUAAGAUAAUAAAUACACUCAGUUGAAUUACAUUAAAUGCUGUCUUUUAGUUAUUUAGGAUACAGAUGGCACGGUAUUAAGGAAUUUAAAGAUUUAAAAAAAAGUGUGGUUUGUUCAAAAAGUCAUCCAGUGAUCCUAUUACGUUGUUAGAAGAAGAAAAUAUACUAUUACCAAAUAGAAAACAAAACUGACUUUGGGAAUCUCCACUAUUCAUACUUGUGAAAUAAGUAGAUCCACUGAAAUGUUAUAUUGGUUAAAUAAUAAAUCAUACUGUAGGAAUGUUAUAAGCAUCUAGCUCCUGCUCGAUGCUCCUCCUACAUCCAAUCUUAAGUAACAUUCUCAGAAAUCAUGGUGACAGGGAAAUGGGAGGAGAUAGGCAGUCUUAACUGGUAUUCCAAAUUAGAUCUGGUCAUGUGCUCUAGGAAACAAUCAAACUUUAUUGUUGUCCAAGGCCAUAUUGCCUCCCUGAUACCAAAAAAAAGGACAUUAUUGUGCCUUUAGAAUCCCUUCUUAAGCACGCAAGCACAAGUAACUAUUUCAUUGACAUACAGCUGACUGUCAAUCUCUACCCCCUCAUUACAAUUUAUGUCUGUUUCCCACCCAACAGUCUGCUCUAAUGAACACAAUCAUAAUGAUUGAGCUGGAGUAAAAGGUGCUCACAUGAAAAUUGAUUUAUACAGCCAUAAUAAAUAGAACUGAAGAGUAAGUGCACUAAAAAAAGAGCUUAACUGCUUGAUUAAAAAAUAAAAAAAAUAAAUUUUUAAGCCAGAGGAGGGUGCCGACCUCAACUUUAAGGGAGUAUGUUUCUGGAAAAUAUAUAUUGCAGGGCUGCAGUAAGGUGCAAGGUGAUUUUUACGUAAGCAUCCCACCUUAAAAAAUAAAUAAAUGUGGACAUCACAAACCAAAGAGCAUUUUUUGUUUAAUUUCUUAAAUGUUUUUGAAAGGUUCAUGCAUCCACUUUAUCUUUCACUCUUGACUCUGCAUCAUAACAUUUUUAAUUUUACCCUCCGUAAUACAAAAGUAAUGUAUUUAUACUACACACAUGUCAUAUCACUUUAAUUAAGAAUUGGAAGCCAAUACAAUACAAUACAGCUAUUGUAUUGGCUAGUAAACUAAGCGUGGCUUUUAUUUAUUUCAAAGUGAGCUGCUAUCUAUACUAAAUGACGUGCACAGCUGGAUUUGUUAAUGAAAGUCAAUGCUGUUAAAGGGAAAUCCUUUGUGGCAAUUGUAGAAUUCAUUUGGGGGAUUGAGGGAAUUUAU
This is a messenger RNA of Pelobates fuscus (common spadefoot toad), 6061 nucleotides long. It is a transcript of the gene ATP2C1, whose product is annotated as ATPase secretory pathway Ca2+ transporting 1. Lineage: Eukaryota; Metazoa; Chordata; Amphibia; Anura; Pelobatidae. Gene Ontology annotation, cellular component: plasma membrane; Golgi membrane; endoplasmic reticulum. Gene Ontology annotation, biological process: manganese ion transport; intracellular calcium ion homeostasis; calcium ion transmembrane transport. The coding region runs from base 171 to 2942 and encodes 923 amino acids. The transcript is spliced from 28 exons. The record is from RefSeq and is a predicted model, not a curated record. Gene Ontology annotation, molecular function: ATP binding; P-type calcium transporter activity; ATP hydrolysis activity.